GUUAUAUGAGAUAGCAGCUAACUAACUGGAAGCGGACAGCGGUGUUGGGGCAUUAAACGGACUUGUUUUGGAUGCUACUGCAGAUAUUCAGUUUUCUUACCCUGAAAUCUACGUUUCGUUAUUUGCAUCUACUUGGCCCAUAUCCGACUAGACAUCCUAGAUUGGUGUAGUAAUCGCAUUUGCAGAAGAGAAGAAAGUGUCGUGCUCCGUGUGUAUAAUAAUAAGUGCAAUCAUUGUUACGAGUACCAAAACCAUACCAGUCACUGCGAAUUCAUCGUAUAAUCUAGAAACAUUACAUAUCGUAUCGCGCAUAUUGCUCGGUUGGAAAAAUGCUGAGUUGUCUUUUUGGAGAGUCAUGAAAGUUUUGAAUAUUGAAAGUGCGAAAUAACAAAGUGCAUGUCUAUGUGCUACAACAACUCAUAACUCAUAUGCAGCCUGUUGAAAUCAUAGACAGUUGGAUCGAGACCCGUUUUCCUAGCAAUAAGGCUGCGCUUGAUUCGAGGUUACGAUUCUCGCGAGAGCCCAGUUUUUCCUUCACUGAAAUCAUUGUUUUGCUCCUACUGAUGCUGCAGUCGAAACAAUCGUGCAUUUGCUUGUGUGAAAACUUCACGUAUUGGACUUGCUACUUAUACUGCUACUUCUACCCUUAUAACAACGGCAUCACAAACGAGAGAAAAAGGUAGAAACAGAGCGGGGCAAAGAAGAAUCUGGAUCACAAGCGAUUUUCCAUUUUCUGUUGAACGUUUUUAGCGUAAACGUGGUUAAUUUGAUUUUAAUACUUCAAGUAAUUUAAAAUCAUGGGCGAUUUCGAUCUUGGUGAUCUCACAGGAGAACAAAUUGAAAAAGUACUACAAUUCCAAGAUCUAACUGGCAAUGAAGAUCUUGCAGUAUGUAGAGAUGUUUUAUUGCGUCACAAUUGGAAUCUUGAAGUAGCAGUACAGGAACAAUUAAAUUUAUUUGAAGGUAGACCAUCUAUGUAUGCGCAAGAUUCCCGGCUACGACCACCCACAGUUGUUGAUGAAGCAAAUGCUAGAAUAUACUUUAGUCCAGAAGGAAGUCCUAAUAGUGGUGGAUUUUUUUCAUAUCUUAUGUCAUUAUGUUAUAAUGUUGUGACUAGUAUAUUCCAAUUAAUAUUUACAUUAUUCAGGAGAAAUGUAAGACCAGUUUCAUUAGACCCUGUACAAGAUGUUGUAAACUUUAUCAGGUCAUAUGAAGAACAAUUUGGUACAAAUCAUCCUGUGUUUUAUCAGGGCUCAUACAGUCAAGCUUUGUCUGAUGCUAAACAAGAGUUACGUUUCCUUUUAGUAUAUCUACACAAAGACGAAUCACAAGAAGUUGAUCAAUGGUGCAGAAACACUCUUGGAGAUCCUGAAGUUAUUAGAUUUAUAAACACUAAUACCCUGUUUUGGGCAUGUAAUAUAAAGUCUGGAGAGGGCUAUAAAGUAGCAGAAGCUCUUAGAGUUGGCACCUACCCUUUUUUGGCUACAAUAGUAUUAAAGGAACAUAAAAUGACAAUUGUUGGAAAAAUGGUUGGAUUGGUUCAGUCAUCCACAAUGAUACGAAGAAUGCAAGAAUUAACUGAGGAAUAUGAGUCAAGUUUGAGCACAGAGCGUCAUGAACGAGCUCAAAGACAAGUUAAUGCUACACUCAGACAGGAGCAAGACGAUGCUUACCAAUUGUCAUUAAAGGCUGAUCAAGAAAAAGAGCGCAUACGUUUACAGCAAGAAAAUGAAUCUAAAAGGCAGGCUGAACGAGAGCGUACUGAGAAAAUGGAACAAGAAGCUAUGUUGGAACGUAUAAGACUUCAUAAGGAAGAGUGCCUACAGAAUCUAUUAGAAGAACCUCCUAAGAAUGAUCCCUCUUGUUGUCACAUUCAGACUUGUGUUGCUGGACAAAAAAUAACAAGACGGUUUCCUUCUACUUGUAAAGUACAGAAUAUCUAUGAAUGGAUAUAUGGUCAACCAGAGUCUCCCAAUACAUUUCGCAUCAUGAGUUUCAAUUUCAAAGAAAUAUAUCCCAACUUCAAAGAUCUCACACUACUUGAUGCAGGUUUAACAGGACGAGUAUUUGUACACGUUCAAAACGAUGAAGAAGAGGAUGAAGAAGAAGAAGAAAACUGAUUUAAUUAAUUAUUGAAUGUAUGAAUUAUUAUUGUGAAGAAGAUAACAAGAAAAGAUUAGUUUGUAUGGUUAAAAUGCUAAACAUGCAUUUCUCGAUUGGUUACAAAAGAUGCACAAUGACUAUGCAUUUUGUUUUUUUUUUUUUUUUAUUAAAAAUUUUAAGAAGUGUUUUGCAAAGCUACCUGUUUUCUACAAUCAAUUUUGAAAAAUUUCUAAGUGAGUAACUUAAAUACAUAUAUGUAUGUAUAAGUGAGUGUAAAUUUAUAAGCAUGUUUAUACAUACAAAAAUAUGUAGGUUUGUGCAAGUGUGUUAAAUUUACAGGAUGAGCAUAAAUUUAAAGUUUUUUAAACUGUAAAAUAUUAAAUUAGAAUUUGAUAAUAAAUUGAACAUUUUUUGUUGAAAGAUUAUGAGUAAAUCCUGCAACACGCAUAAUUUAUGGGAAUAAUUGCAAAAAUCAUAAAAUUCAUACGUUUUGUUGUGUCAUUAAUUUUUAUUUUUACUAUACGAUUAAAUGCACACAAUAGCAUAUUAGAGAUUUUGCGUUAGGCGUAAACAAUAAGAAGACCAUAGCAACCGUGAUAAUAGAAUGCUAUGGUACUAGUCUUGCGUUUUUCAAUAAGUGUUAUUGAAAUGAAAAUAAUUAAAAAUUAAAGCGUUUAUGUCACGAAAAAAAUUUUAACUAUUAAAUUAUAUAUUGUCAACAAAAUAUGCAACAUUUGUAAAGUGUAUUUAUGAACUACAAUAGUAUCAUAAGUGGAAUAAAAACUUGUUCUUUGAUUAAA
Trichogramma pretiosum is the source of this 2903-nucleotide messenger RNA. It is a transcript of the gene Faf2, whose product is annotated as FAS-associated factor 2. Gene Ontology annotation, cellular component: endoplasmic reticulum. Gene Ontology annotation, molecular function: ubiquitin binding. NCBI's taxonomy places the organism in Eukaryota, Metazoa, Arthropoda, Insecta, Hymenoptera, Trichogrammatidae. The transcript has 7 exons. Bases 798 to 2120 code for a protein of 440 amino acids. The record is from RefSeq and is a predicted model, not a curated record.